UUAAAAAACACACGUUGUUCUUGUCUUGAAUAAGGAUUGUGAAUGAUAGACAAAAUAUAUAUUUAAAAAAAAAGUGCAGUUCCCCUUAUUAAGAUGGACCUUUUAUUGUUUUUUGAAAAUUCAAAUUUUCACACAAAAGGGGAGAAGAAUUGCGUUCCUCUCAUGUUCCUUCUUGUCUGGCGACAAUCAAAUUACCUUGACUGUCAGAGUGUUCGCGAAGCCGUCAUGUGACCCCCAAGAGACUUCCCCUGGGCGAUAAAUACCGCGUCUCAGCUUUAUAGGAAUCGUAAAUUCAGCGCUGCCUCAUUUCAGAGCUGGACAGAUAAGUAACGCUUGAGAGGGGGAACCAUUUGGAAGGCAAACAAAGAAGCAGGGAGGGGGGAGAGAACACACUGCUCGGCGCAGAGAGAGGAAGGAGGAGCGACACAGACCGAAGCUCGCCGCUUUCAGUCGGAAAAGCAGCUUCUCCGCAUUCGGACGCUCCAACUUUGUGUCCGUGACAGAAGGAAGGGGAGAAAAUGCUGCCCUGGAGGAGGCAGAAGUUUGUCCUGGUGGAGGACGAGAACAAGAUGAAGUCCAAGAACCUGGGAGGAGGACUGAACUACCAGUCCAUCCUGUCCUCUCUGCUGCGCUCCUGUCCCGACCUGCUGCCCGACUGUUCCUUGGACUGGGUGGGCAGCAUCUUCCACAACAAGCGGCAGAAGGUGGAGCUGAACAGAGAGGAGCCCGUUUACAACGUGCGCUACCUGGGGAGCGUGGUCACCAUCACGGCCAAGGGCCAGGGCUGCACCCGGGAGGCGGUGGAGCAGAUCUGGACCAAGAGCAACUUCGGGGACCAAAGCGUCAAGAUGAGACUGGCGGUGGGCCCGCAUGGCGUCCGCUUGAGCGCCGACAAAUCGGGGAAGAAAAGUCCCGUCCAUCUCUUCUCUCUGAGCCGGAUCACCUACUGCGCCGCGGACCCAUACCGGCCCAAGAUCCUGGCCUGGGUCUACCGCCACCAAGUCAAGAACAUGGCCGUCGUCCUUCGAUGUCACGCUGUCCUGGUGAGCAAGGCGGAGAAGGCCGGCGCCAUCGCGCAGAGCCUCCACAAUCACGCCACCUCCGCCUUCCUGGAGUUCAAACGUCUGAAGCGUCAGAGCGACUUCCGCCGCUGCCGGCAGCAGCGGCUGGGCGAGGAGGCGGUGCCCCUGGCGCCACUCCGCAUGCUUCUCAAUGGCCAGUGCCACUACAGACCCCCCGCCGACACGCCGGGCAGCGCCGCCCGGCUCCACUCCAUCACGGAGGAGGAGGAGGACGACGACGGUCAGGAGGCUGCGGCGCGGGAUGCCGAGCGGGAGGCGGGGCCGCGGAGGAAGGUUUUGACCACCAACACGGACCCGACUCAGCUGUUGUCCCAGUUGGACCUCGGAGACAUCGCAGGACUGGAGCAGUGGCAGAUCAACUUUGUCAGCGACGGCAACAACAACAACACCGUCACCUUUAUAACCUCGCUGGUGUGACGGGGCGGGGGGGGACUGACGCUUCACUGACGACCACGCCGUCACCGCCGGCGUCUCCUCUGAGGGCGCACGACCGGGCGCUUCUUGCGCGCCAGAUGGACCGCGGCGAGUCCGGAAUGUUUACAAGGCCGAUGCACACGAGCACAACCACCAGCGACGCUUUUAAGCCACGGGACAUUUUCUGUGUACGUUUUUUCCUGCCGUGACAAUCCUCGCUGAUAUCAGUCUGUCCGAUAGAGACAUAUCGUGUCGAUGUUACAGUCAUAUCGUGUCGAUGUUGCAGUGAUAUCGUGUCCAUGUUACGGUGAUGUCAUGUCGAUGUCACGGUGAUAUCACGUCGAUGCUACAGUGAUGUCGUAACGAUGUUACAGCGAUGUCGUGCCGAUGUUGUUGGGAGGACCCACGUUUAGGACGGCGAGGGAGGCGAAGGACUAGGAUGCCAGCCAUGGAGGGGAGGCUGUUGAUUACUGCCGUUUGUUGUGUUCCUCAUCAUUCAUCGCCGACAUGGCAGACGUAACCUUUCACGUAGACCACAGGUGUCCGCCGAGGGCCUCGUCGCAUUUUUGCUUCAGGCCGCAUGAAUUAUUUAUUGCGGUCCCCUGGGAAAUUGAUUACAUACAAUGUAAUUUGUUUACAUAGAAUGUAAAAAAAAUAUAUAUAUAUGUAUAUAUACAUAUAUAUAUUUUACGGUAAAACCUGGCAGCUCAGUCGCAGGAAUUUUACCAUAAAAAUCACAGUGGUUUUUACAGCAUAUUAAUUAGGGUUCCGAAUCGCGAUUCUAAUUCAUCACGAUUCUGAAUCGAUUCAUAAUUUACCCAAAAAUGUAUUUAAUAAUAAAACAUUUUUUUUUGUCAUAAUAGUUACAGCAUAAAUAUUAGGGGUGCGCAAAAAAAAAUAAAUUCAC
This is a messenger RNA of Entelurus aequoreus (snake pipefish), 2403 nucleotides long. It is a transcript of the gene fam43b, whose product is annotated as family with sequence similarity 43 member B. Lineage: Eukaryota; Metazoa; Chordata; Actinopteri; Syngnathiformes; Syngnathidae. The coding region runs from base 519 to 1499 and encodes 326 amino acids. The record is from RefSeq and is a predicted model, not a curated record. The transcript has a single exon.